UGGAAGCAGAGCUUCCCGGCCGAGCUGCAGCCCGGGCGCACAGAGAUGAGCUCACCACUUCCUCUCCACGUGGGCAGGGCAGCAGUAAACACAUGGCUGGGGCUGCCCAGGUCGCCACGAUGCAAGGGGAUGUGGAGAGGCUGCUGAUCCUGUUCAAAGAUGAGGCUGGCGAGAUCCUGGGGUCCCCCUUUGACGUGCCCGUUGAUAUCACGCCGGAGAAGCUGCAGCUGGUCUGCAACGCGUUGCUCCAGAAGGAGGAGCCGCUGCCCUUGGCCUUCUACGUCCACGAUGCUGAAAUCGUCACGUCGCUGGAGAAGACCCUGGCGGGGCAGGUGGUGGAGACGGAGAGAGUCCUCGACAUCAUCUACCAGCCCCAGGCUGUAUUCAAAGUGCGGGCGGUGACGCGAUGCACCAGCUCUUUGGAGGGGCACACCGAGGCUGUCAUCUCCGUAGCCUUCAGCCCCACUGGAAAGUACCUGGCGAGCGGCUCCGGUGACACCACCGUGCGCUUCUGGGACCUCAGCACGGAGACGCCACACUUCACGGCCAAAGGUCACAGGCAUUGGGUCCUCAGCAUCGCCUGGUCUCCCGAUGGCAGGAAGCUCGCCUCAGGGUGCAAAAACAGUCAGAUAUUUCUCUGGGACCCAGACACAGGGAAUCAGAUUGGCAGGGUGCUCGCCGGACACUCCAAAUGGAUCACGUGGCUGUGUUGGGAACCACUCCACAUAAAUCCCGAGUGCCGCUACUUGGCCAGCGCCUCCAAGGACUGCAGCAUCCGCAUCUGGGACACCGUCACGGGCCGGUGCGAUAAGAUCCUCACCGGGCACACGCAGUCGGUCACGUGCGUGAAGUGGGGCGGAGAUGGCCUGCUCUUCUCCUCCUCCCAGGACAGAACCAUCAAGGUCUGGAGAGGCCAGGAUGGAAUUCUCUGCCGCACCCUGCAGGGCCACGGGCACUGGGUGAACACCAUGGCUCUGAGUACCGACUACGUUCUCCGCACAGGGGCCUUUGAACCCGCCGAAGCCUCUGUCAACCCACAAGACAUGAGUGGCACCCUGGCAGAACUGAAAGAGAAGGCGCAGCACAGGUACGACCAAGUCAGGGGGCAGGGACCGGAAAGGCUAGUGUCUGGAUCGGAUGACUUCACGCUGUUCCUGUGGGCCCCAGCAGAGGACAAGAAGGCGCUGGAGAGAAUGACAGGCCACCAGGCAUUGAUCAACCAAGUGCUCUUCUCCCCAGACACCCGGAUAAUAGCCAGUGCUUCCUUUGACAAGUCCAUCAAGCUCUGGGAUGGCAGGACGGGAAAAUACCUCACCUCCCUGAGAGGGCACGUCUCUGCUGUUUACCAGAUCGCCUGGUCUGCAGACAGCCGCCUCCUGAUAAGCGGGAGCAGUGACAGCACGCUGAAGGUGUGGGACGCCAAGACGGGGAAGCUGGCCAUCGAUCUCCCCGGCCAUGCAGACGAGGUGUUUGCAGUGGAUUGGAGCCCGGAUGGACAGCGAGUAGCCAGCGGAGGGAAAGAUAAGUGUUUAAGGAUAUGGAGACGAUAGGAGCAGUGAAAAGAACCUGCCGUUCUAACUGGCCCUGUCCGUAUGGCCGGGCCUGGCAGCUAACCCGCUCAGCGUGGACUGUGGUGUUCUGCCUCUUGCACACCGUACUAGCUCUGCCUGAUUAAUUUCUGUGAAGGGAGAUUGGUUCGCAUUAAAUCGGAAUCACAAAGAACUUGCCCUUCUGCAUCCAGGUGACUUUGUCUGCAACCAUUAGUACACCCGGAGCUCUGCUAGCUCCGAUUCAGCCUGGUUUCUGUUGAAACUUCUGCAGCCUAUACUCUCUGGAGGAGAGAGUGAAGAGGGGGCGGGGGUCUGGUCAUGCUGUUUCCUUUCCUGGCAAAUGGAGCCUGCAGGGGCUAAAGCUUUUAGUGGGGACAGAAAAACACGUCCUUUCCUGACCCCCGGAGAGAGAAUGGGGAAAAGCGUCACACUGUUACCUUGCAAAAUUCUACUCGCCCAUUUUGCCUGGGGCAAAGAGCUGUUUAACGGUAAGUAAGAGAGCCUUGGCCGCCUUCAUUAUUAGGGUGAGGGGAGCAAGGUGGCUUUGCCCCUGGGCUGUCAAAUCUUUCCCCUUACGUAUCAUUCACUCUGUUGGCAAUAGCCCAACCCACCUUAGUCUAAGGAACCCACUUCUGCUUGGCUGUUUGUUCCGAACCAGGGCAGGAGGGAGCAGGCGUGAAAUGAAAACUGGUGCAGACGCUGUGUCGAGUUUCCAGGUCUCAGUUGUUCCCUGAAUUGCGGAGAAGUGGGUGCGCGUGCCUGAGUGAAUCCGUGAACCCUCCCUGUUCCAUGCAUGUUGCCUGGCUCGGGUGCACCGUGCACUGGGAGGCUGCUACUGUGUCUCUUGCGUCCUGUUGCGGGUUGUCCGUAGGGUUGAGAUUGUCUCUAAAGGCUGCUCCUGGGCCUUUGAAGUCACUGGCAAAACUCCCCUUGAUUUCCGUGGUGCAGAAUUGGUCCCUUACUGAGUUUAUCUGGUGCAUUUCCUCUGUCAGAUGGGUGCAGGGAGCUGAGUCACUUGUCCUAUUUCAAAAUCCAGUGUGUUCAUAUUUGUUCAGUUGUUCAUAGCCCACAUGGAGCGGGUUUUAAGUUAAUGCAGCCCAUCACUCUGGGAGGCAGGUCAACCUGGAUUUAGCUUUGAAGUUUAAGAAGAGUGCAAGUCCAGAUAUGAUUAAUAAGGAGCAGACAGAAUAAUGUCGAGUUCUCUGUCACAAUUGCAAUAAAUUUACAUUAAAGACCAAA
Messenger RNA from Trachemys scripta elegans, 2789 nucleotides. It is a transcript of the gene NLE1, whose product is annotated as notchless homolog 1. Gene Ontology annotation, molecular function: protein binding. Lineage: Eukaryota; Metazoa; Chordata; Testudines; Emydidae. The transcript is spliced from 13 exons. The record is from RefSeq and is a predicted model, not a curated record. Gene Ontology annotation, cellular component: nucleolus. Bases 93 to 1550 code for a protein of 485 amino acids. Gene Ontology annotation, biological process: Notch signaling pathway; ribosomal large subunit assembly.